AUGUCCGCCACAGUAAACUGUGAUUUGUUCUCGAGCUACUUUGGAAACUGUCCCGUGGUAAAGGUGCCCGGACGGCUGUUUCCAAUUAAAGUGGAGUACUUUCCGGUGGAGAAGUUCGCCCUGCUGAAGACCACCUCAAAGAUAAGCCCAGAGCCGUACCUGAAGUUGCUGAAGCACAUCGACACCGGCUGUCCUGAAUCGGAACGGGGCGACGUUUUGAUUUUUCUCAGCGGCUUUCAGGAAAUUGAAAACGUCGGCGAGACGUUGAAAAGCUACGCUGAGCAAACUGGAAAGUGGAUUAUACUGUACUUGCACAGCAGACUGUCAGUUUCAGAGCAGGACAAGGUCUUCGACAUUGCGCCACCCGGCGUCCGGAAGUGCAUUCUCUCCACCAACAUCGCCGAAACCUCGCUCACCAUUGACGGCAUUCGCUUCGUGCUCGACUCGGGCAAGGUAAAGGAGCUCUACUACGACUCGAAGAUUCGCAUGCAAAAGCUGCAGGAGAUCUGGGUGAGCAAAGCCUCGGCGGAGCAGCGCAAGGGCCGAGCCGGCCGCACCGGCCCUGGCGUCUGCUACCGCCUCUACUCGCCCAAGGACUACGAGGCGAUGGCCGACUACUCGAUGCCGGAAAUUCGGCGCGUCUCCCUCGAGUCGCUCCUCCUGAACAUGGUCUCCAUGGGCCUGAAGGACGUGCGGACGUUUCCCUUUCUGGAGCCGCCCGAGGCGGCGAGCAUCGAGAGCACAGUGCGCACGCUGAUCGACUACGAGACGCUGGAGGAGGGCAGCGAGCAGAUCACCCUGCUCGGCCGCAUACUCUCCCGGCUGCCGGUGGACAUCGCCAUCGGCAAGAUGCUCAUCAUUGCCAUCGGCCACCAGCUGGUGCAGUUUUUCCUCUCUGCCGCCGCCUGCCUCAGCGUGCAGAACCUCUUCUCCAUUCGCUCGCUGAACGACCUGGAGGCGGUGGAGGAGCGCCGGCGGAUUAGCUCCACCGAGGGCGACCUCUUCUCCGCCCUCAACUUCUACAGUCGCUGGCUGAUGCUGCGCUCGCAGGCGCAGAACACCCGCUCCUGGUGUCGGCGGCUGGGCCUGGAGGAGCAGCGCUUCUACGAGGUGACGAAGCUGCGCAACCAGUUCCGGGAGAUUGUCACCGACAGUGGGCUGAUGGCCAAAAACAGCGGCGGCGCAAAUUCCGAGCAGAAGCUAAGCAGGAGUGAGCGCAUUCUCAAGCACGGCGAGCGGAAGCUGUACGCGCAGCUGAAGCGAGACUACGAACAGCACAAGCACAAACGGCGGAAGGUGCUCAAUGUUAAUGAGAAGCAGAAUGAAGACGACGAUGGUCAGCAGGAGAAACGACCAGGAGGAGGAGGUGACGCGGAGACGACGAUGAAGGACGUCGAGUUCAAGCUGAUCUUUGACGGCGCCCAGCUGGCGGAGAUUGAGCAGAGCCACCGGCUGAGCUACCGCGAGCUGCAGGUGGCCAAGCUGAUCGUCGCCCUCAGCUUCUACCCGCAGCUGGCCAUCGCCGACGCGGACAACUCCUACCGACCGGACGGCGAUCAGAUGUUCCACACGAAGGACCGGCCCUUUGUGGUGCUGCACCCCUCCAGUGUGUACGCCGGCCAGCCCGAGCUGCUUCGGCCCGCCAGUGGAUCGGAGGUGGAGUACUCGCCCCUGGGGGCACUUUCCACUCGGCACACGCUGGUCGGCUACAUCUCCUUCAUUGAGACGAGCAAGACGUACAUCUGCAACUGCUACCCCAUUUCGGCCAUUCACGCACUGCUGCUCUGUGCACAUGACAUUGACACCAAUGAGGAUAUGAGCAGAAUCGUCUGCGACAACUGGAUCGAACUGCAUUGCGCCAGCUGGGAGGAGAGUCAGGAGGUGCUCUUGAAGGCGCUUCAGCUGCGCCACGCGUGGUCUCGACUGCUGGAGAGCUUGUUCAGUGAUCUAGGCGAGAAUGCCAACGCUUCUGAUGAAUUGAAUGAACAAGAAUCAUUACCAUCAUCAUCGGAGGAGGAGGAGGCAAAAAAGAAAGAAAAGGCUAUAAACUGCGAAGAGGAGGCCAAUGCGCUGAAGCAGCAAAUGAGUCAAUACCUGGAUGUGCAGCCAAAGUACGCCAUGAGGCGACUUUUGCCCGCUGAUCUGAAGCACCUGCACAGUGGACAGCCGAUGGAGGAGAAAGGACUGGCGCCCUUUGAGCACUACCGUCCGCUGAAGUGGCUUCGAGGUGAAUCGGUGAGCAUCAAGCCGAACAGCACCAAGGGCGGCAUUCGCAUUGGAAAGCAACUCAACUUUAACUGCUUAAAAGUCAAUCAGACCGAUGAAAUGGUGCGAGCAUCGCGGAAGGCUUAUGAGUGCACCAUUUGCAAGGCGGAGAUGCACCUCAGCGUCAUCGAGUGGGCCCGGCACCAGGAGAUCUGCGCGAAGAAGGCGCAGCAGCACGAGGAGAAGUUACUGCUGGCAGCAUCGACGAGCAAAUCGUCGUCGGCGGAUAGGUCGAAAGAUCUGUACCACUGUCCAGAAUGCGAUCGCGAGUUUGCCUCCUUCACUUCGAUUGACAUUCUGCGACAUCGGCGGCAGCAUGCCUCUCAGAGGCACCAGCAGUAG
Messenger RNA from Rhagoletis zephyria (snowberry fruit fly), 2607 nucleotides. The record is from RefSeq and is a predicted model, not a curated record. NCBI's taxonomy places the organism in Eukaryota, Metazoa, Arthropoda, Insecta, Diptera, Tephritidae.